AUGUCAUUCCUCAAUAGAAACAACUUGUUCGGCGGCGGUGGCGGUGGUAGCGGCGGACCACCUCAGAGGGAUCCAUAUGGGCAAGCACCCUCUCCCAGCCGGCGCCCUCCCGGAGGCUAUGGAGGCGGUGGAGGAGGAGGACCAUACGAUACUCCCAUGAGUGGUGGCGGGGGUGGUGGUUAUGAUUAUCCACGACAGCCACCUGGCUACGGACCUGGACCUGGCCAAGGUCUGCCUGCGAGAAAUCCGCCCCCACGGCAGCAAGGUCACCAGCAAAACCCAAGCAGAGGAGGUGGUGGAGGCCACGGCCAGCUCCUGACUUUGCAGCCUGCCAAGAGUCCAGAUAACACGUACACCUUCCGCAAUCUAGUUGCGGUAUCUACACGAGAUGUUCCUUCAUCUAGGGAUGGCUCGGACAUUCUCCUGCUUGUCAACCAGGCGUAUGUUGUCUCCGCUCGACCGCUGGACAACUUCCCCCCGGGCACAAUCGGUCUCUCCGAACCUCAAAGAUCAUGGAUGGGUGUUGCCUUGACGGAUCAGAUCCAGGUUGAAGUUUAUGACCCCUUUGCGGAUGGAAAUCAAGCAUAUAUCGCUUCUGCAGACGUCGAAAUUGGAUUCGCUAGCACGCGAAAAAUUGUCGAGACCCCAUACGACCAGGAUGAAUUGGCCAAGGAAGUUACGAGGUUAUUCAGCAAUCAGAUGUUUGCCCCAGGUCAAAGGUUCCUGAUGGAUCUUAGAAGUGUUCCUCUCAACCUGGUCAUUAAAACCGUUCAACUUGCAGAUCUGAGUGAAAAGGGCGCUGCCACUACCUCUGAUCCUCGAGCCAGAGGAAUUCUCACACCGCAAUCCCAGAUCAACUUUUUUAAAGACACAAAAACAGCCAUAAACCUCAAGGCGUCUUCUCGGCGGCCCGCGGCCAACUCCAUUAUCGCUCCUGACUUCAAGUUUGAGGAUAUGGGUAUUGGUGGUCUCGAUAGUGAAUUUGUCACCAUAUUUCGAAGGGCAUUUGCCAGUCGCGUUUUCCCACCCGGGCUGGUAGAAAAGCUCGGCAUCCAGCACGUCAAGGGAAUUUUACUAUAUGGCCCUCCUGGUACGGGCAAAACACUCAUUGCUCGACAAAUCGGCAAGAUGCUGAAUGCUCGAGAACCCAAGGUCAUCAAUGGUCCUGAAGUACUCAACAAGUACGUUGGACAGUCAGAGGAAAAUGUUCGGAAACUCUUUGCAGACGCCGAAAAGGAGUACAAGGAGAAAGGAGAUGAAUCCGGUCUUCACACCAUCAUUUUUGACGAACUCGAUGCAGUGUGCAAACAAAGAGGCAGUGGCGCUGGCGGUGGUACGGGUGUGGGCGACAGCGUUGUCAAUCAGUUGCUAUCCAAACUAGAUGGUGUCGACCAACUCAACAAUAUCCUUCUAAUCGGCAUGACCAAUCGGAAGGAUAUGAUCGAUGAUGCCUUGCUGCGUCCCGGGCGUCUGGAACUCCAUAUGGAAAUCUCGCUACCUGACGAGUUUGGGAGAUCACAAAUCCUUAAAAUCCACACCAAACGCAUGCUAGAGAAUGGCGUACUUGAUACUGAUGUUGAUGUUAUGGAACUGGCUCAGAAGACGAAGAACUUUUCCGGUGCAGAAAUUGGAGGCUUGGUUAAAUCAGCCACCUCCUUCGCGUUUAGCAGGCAUAUCAAAGUCGGCACCAUGGCCGGUAUAACUGAUGAUGUGGCCGAUAUGAAGGUCAAGCGAGAUGACUUCAUCAACGCUCUCGACGAGGUGAAGCCCGCCUUUGGCGUUUCGGAAGAGGAAUUGACCCGUUGUGUCCAAGGCGGAAUAAUACACUUCUCGCCGCAGAUCAAGGAAGUGCUCGACGAAGGUAGAUUGUUCGUGGAACAAGUCCGCCAUCCCGACUCUACUUCAACUUUCUCUGUUUGCCUUCAUGGGCCCUCGGGGUCCGGUAAGACGGCUUUGGCAGCCAAAAUUGCUAUCGACUCGGGCUAUCCUUUCAUCAAGUUAGUCAGCAACACGGAUACCCUAGAGAUGAAUGAGCUCCAAAAGAUCUCUUAUUUGAGUCGGGUGUUUAUGGAUGCACAUAAGAGUCCAGCAAGCGUCGUCGUCAUUGAUGACAUUGAGGAGUUCUGCGAAUGGACUCCUGUUGGACCUCGUUUCAGUAACCCAAUCCUUAAGACCAUGGUCGCACUACUGAGAAAGGCUCCACCCCCUGGGCGUAGUCUUCUUGUCCUGGUUACCUCGGCUGAUAGGAGCGUUCUUCAGCAGCUGGAUUUCUGGCGUCAUUUCAACACCGACAUCCCAGUCGGCAACGUGAGGACUUAUCAGGAAUUGGAGGUCAUUAUAAAGGAGUCAAGCGUGUUUACCGCCGCAGAUACCGCCCGUGCUAUUGCGGAGAUCCGGGACACGACACGUAAUAAUGAGGUUGGGGUUGGCGUCAAGCACAUACUCCAGGCGAUCCAAACAGCCAGGAAUGACACGGACAUGGUAUCUCGGUUUACUUCGACCCUCUCUAGAGCCAUCGCAGAGAGAGGUGACAGUUAUCAUUAG
Exophiala aquamarina CBS 119918 is the source of this 2544-nucleotide messenger RNA. Its product is annotated as vesicle-fusing ATPase. Gene Ontology annotation, molecular function: ATP binding; ATP hydrolysis activity. Gene Ontology annotation, biological process: SNARE complex disassembly; intra-Golgi vesicle-mediated transport; Golgi to plasma membrane protein transport. NCBI's taxonomy places the organism in Eukaryota, Fungi, Ascomycota, Eurotiomycetes, Chaetothyriales, Herpotrichiellaceae. Bases 1 to 2544 code for a protein of 847 amino acids. Gene Ontology annotation, cellular component: Golgi stack. The transcript is spliced from 2 exons. The record is from RefSeq and is a predicted model, not a curated record.